AUGUACAACGCGCAUCGCGGCAUGCCCCCAGGGCCGCAGCAGCCCGGCAGCCGUCUGGCGGAGCUGCUGGACCAGGUGCGCGCCGAGUUCGAGGCGCAAGCUGGUCGGUCCACCGAGCAUGAGCACCAAUUGCAUGCUCAGAUUCAGGAAAUGGAGCUUGUGCGGACCAAGAUCUACCAGCUGGAAACCACGCAGAUUGCCAUGAAGAGCAAGUACGAAGAGGAGAUCGCCCGACUUCGCCACGAACUGGAGCAGCGAGGUGGCCCAUCUGGAAGCGGACACUCCGCUGCUCAACCACCACAACCACCAGCCAUUGGUCAUGGGCCAGCGAACUUGUUCCAAGGAAUCAUGGCAGGUGGGCAAGGCGGUCCUGGACUCGCACCUCCACCACAAGAGCAACAAGGUCAGCCGGGUAUGCCUGGUCAUAUGCAAGGCCAAGGUCCACCGGGCCUCAAUCAACCUCCAGGUCAACCACACAACCCAUUCGCAUAUGGCCAACCACAGGCAGGACCAAGCCUCAAUGGCUACGGCCCACAGCAGCCACCUCAGCCGACCGCUAGUCCCGGCGGUAACAAGCCUCGCCUUGGUGGCCCUCCUGGUCUCCGUGGUCCAGCCACUCCACAGCAAAUUCCAGCGAAUGCCUACCCGGGUAGUCCCCAAGUAGCACGACCUACUCCACCACCAAAUCCAAACGCACAGAUCGCGUCCGACUUCCAAUACACUCCAGCACAGCUAGAGAACAUUGGCAAUCAACUGUCUGAGUACGAUCCAGACAAGCUCCCACCACACCUCAAGCGUACAGGCGACGACUGGCACGCUGUUUUCAACCCUACUGUCCGACGUAGAUUGGACGUCGACUUGGUGCACAACUUGGCGCAUCAGAGCGUGGUCUGCUGUGUGAGGUUCAGCCAGGAUGGACGUUUCGUUGCAACCGGAUGCAACCGAUCCGCUCAGAUCUUCGAUGUCAACUCCGGCAAGCAGGUCUGCCACCUCCAAGACAACAGCACCAGUUCCGAGGGCGACCUCUACAUCCGCAGCGUCUGCUUCAGCCCAGACGGCCGCUCUCUCGCCACUGGCGCAGAAGACAAGAUUAUUCGAGUCUGGGACAUCCAACAGAAGGUCAUCCGACACCAAUUCUCUGGCCACGAUCAAGACAUCUACUCACUUGACUUCGCGUCAGAUGGGCGAUACAUCGCCUCCGGUUCCGGCGACAGGACCAUCCGUCUUUGGGAUCUCCAUGACAGCCAGUGUGUGCUCACACUCCAGAUUGAGGAUGGCGUCACCACUGUCGCCAUGUCACCAAACGGUCGCUUUGUGGCUGCCGGAAGCUUGGACAAGAGCGUGCGCAUCUGGGACACCCAGACUGGUGUGCUCGUCGAGCGCACUGAGGGCGAACAAGGUCAUAAGGACAGUGUCUACUCCGUUGCUUUCAGCCCAACAGGCGAGCACCUCGUUUCUGGAUCGCUGGAUAAGACGAUUCGCAUGUGGCGACUCAACCCUCGACAGACAUACGCCAUUCCUGGCGGCCCACCACCACAACCCAAGCAGGGCGAGUGCAUCCGCACUUUUGAUGGUCACAAAGACUUCGUGCUUAGUGUCGCUCUAACACCAGAUGGUCACUGGGUCAUGUCUGGUUCUAAGGACCGAGGAGUGCAAUUUUGGGAUCCCGAGACGGGCCACGCUCAGCUUAUGUUGCAAGGACACAAGAACUCUGUUAUCUCAGUUGCGCCAUCGCCGAUGGGUCACCUCUUCGCCACUGGUUCCGGCGACAUGAAGGCCAGGAUCUGGAGAUAUCAGCCUUACACCGGAUAA
Messenger RNA from Fulvia fulva, 1812 nucleotides. Its product is annotated as Transcriptional repressor rco-1. The transcript is spliced from 4 exons. Gene Ontology annotation, molecular function: protein binding. The record is from RefSeq and is a predicted model, not a curated record. Bases 1 to 1812 code for a protein of 603 amino acids. Lineage: Eukaryota; Fungi; Ascomycota; Dothideomycetes; Mycosphaerellales; Mycosphaerellaceae.